Messenger RNA from Lymnaea stagnalis (great pond snail), 3894 nucleotides. Lineage: Eukaryota; Metazoa; Mollusca; Gastropoda; Lymnaeidae. The record is from the annotation of a GenBank genome assembly.
CAGGUUCUUUUCCAGAAGGCUUCUAUCAGUACCACCAGACCAUCACCAAACUGAGUCAGAUUCUAGACUUCAGUCACACAUGUGGGUAUGUCACAUUGCUGAAUCCAUACAAGGAAGAUGCGCAUGAUGAAAAUCUGGAUAAUGAUGUCUUGGUCGCCAGCUAUCCCAUGGACAACCCCGGGUCCUCAACAAGUCUUGAUGUCCAAGCCACAUCAAGUCUGAGUACCCCAGAAAAAAUUGUCCAGCCUGCAGGUGAGACUUCUCAGGCAGAUAACCCAGACGAGUCAGUAUUGCCAUGCAAUGGGAUCAAAGACCAACAUUCUGCUGAUGUCUUAAAUUCAGAAUUAGACGAACUUGAAAACAAUGCUUUCUCAAAUGGAAAUGAACCGUCUUCUCCCAUUGUGAAGCCCAAACUUCACCUUGACGUGGCAAGGCCUCAUUUAAAGUCUCAUUCUCCAAGUGGGUCAAGCAGGUCUCCUGAAGCGUUACAGGAGGAUGAGUGGGUCUUGUUGGAUCUUUGUUAUGGCCUCCCUUUGUUCAACACCAUUCUCAACAAAGAGGUCUGCUCAAGGAUAGCCAAGUUGAAACUUUUUAAGCAGGAGAGGUAUGAAAACAGUUUUUAUUUUGAAUUUUGAAAGGAAUGAGUCUAUAAUUUAUGCAAAUAUUCACUUCUGCUUGGCCAUUUUUGUUUUUCUUUUUACUGUCACUGUAAGUCACAUUUCUGUCCUUUGGUCUAUUUUAAAAAAUAAUUUCCAUUUAAAUGUUUAAUCAUGUCUCAGAUAGAAAAUGAAAGGUGACCAGAUGUUGUUAUGUCGGUCAAAACUGAUAGUGAUAAAAUAAAAUAAACUAUAAAAAUAACUUCUUAGGCCCUUGAAAUAUCAUGUGUUAUUGCUUUUUAAUUAUUUGAAUUUUUUUUUAAAUAAAAAAAAAGAUAACAUAUCUAAUUCUAAUAAUCAACAGUUAAACCUAAAAUAAGUUAGUCUUAAAAUGAGUUUAGAAGUCUUAAGUUUAAUGUUGUUUUCUGUUUCUUUGUUGUAUAGUUUACAAGAGCUGGUUCAGUCUAGUCGAUUGUUAUCUCUCAAACUGUUAGAUUUCAUAAUGGCCUGGCAGGUAGGUGGUUUUAUAUUGUUUGGCUGGGCAGGGGGUUAUUAUUUCAAAUUAAAUAACUACAUUCUGAAAUUAUAUUUAAAUAUAUAUUUUGGAAAAAAUUAAAAACCCCCCCCCCCCCACGCGCCUCUUUUUAUUUAAAAAAAAAUUAUCUUAGUAAUAUUACUUCACAUGGCUGGACAACUAACAAAUUUUUUUUAUUAAUCAAUAAUUUUUUCUUUCAUUUUCACCCCAAGGUACCUCACAUUGUGACAGAAAUAGACACCAAUGGUGUGCCUCAGAUCAGGGAUGAACACUGCUCUCUGUUUCCCUCACAGAACAUUCUAUUUGAUGGCUCCAGGAUACAUGUAUGGAAGGGCCACUGAAAAGACUCAAAUUGUGAUUUUUUAAAACAAAAAUAAUUUAUUUAUGAACAAGUGACUACAGGAGGACUUUCAGAGUGGAAUUGCAGAGAAGGACUUUCAGAGAAGGACUUUCACAGUGGACUUACAAUUUCCUUGCUGCAGGGAUUUUCAGUGCAGAGGAUAAAUAGUUCAGUUGCCAAAGAUUUAUUUUUUAUUGGGAACAGAACCUGGAUGAAUGGGUUAUACAAUUCUUAGACGGUGCCACGUGUGAGAGUGCAUGCAUUUAAAAUUAUAAUUCUCUUUUUGGUUUCAUCAAAAACUCUUAUUGAAAGAUAUAAUUUUUAUGUGGGAAGCAUGGCAAAGAAAUGAAAGAGCUUCUAGAUGAUACAAUAAUCCUACUGAGGGAGGUGGCUGAGGCAGAUUGAAAUGUUUCAUAGCUAACUCUUGGUACUGAGGAUGAAUACCUUUGCCAGAUAGUUCUUAAGAAACUUUCGGGUACCCAUUUACCAUCCUGAAAAUUUCCUUCUCCGGGUUACUGAUUUUCCGCAGAAUCUGAAAGGGGUUGAGAGGGGUUGUGUGUAUAAUUACACAACCCAACAAAACAACUUUGGACAUUCAGGUACCUGAAUAUUUAAGGGGAGGGCCUUUGAGCGGGGGGCUUGGUCCACUUUUCUGAGCCAGCUGCUUCUUCAUCAUGCCACUGUGAUUGGUCACUGAUUCUUAGUAGAUUGGAUUUUUUUCUGUGCAAGAUCUUUGAUAAUCCCUGACAGUAAUGCUUUUUUAGGGUUCAUCUGUCUAUUUUAUUUUUACAUUGAUCUUACAGGUUAUGUUUAAACUGAAAAGGGCCCAUUGAUCUUACAGGUUAUGUUUAAAUUGAAAAGGGCAGACGUGAAGAGUGGCCAUUAUGUCAGUAUGGCCUUUGCUUGUGCUCCCAUAACUCAUUAAAAAAAAAAAUUAGAUAGAAGUAUUUAAUCUUUUAAAAUUUAGUCUUGCAAUUAAUUACAACCGUGCACUUAAAAAGUUCCAAGUUGGGAGUUUAAUUCUUCAAAUGAUACAUUAAAAAAGUACUAGUAUUUUAAGUAAAUGAUGUCUUGGAAGUAAUAUAUACGGUACAUAAGUCCUGUAUGUUUAUUUUGUAUGAAGACCUACAUUGUACUUAAUUUCAACCAUCCAGCCUGCAAAGCAUACUCAAAUCUUCAAAUGUACCAUUUCAUUAGCCAGUUAUCAUUAUCAGUAAACAUUUUUAGUAUGCUUGACAUAAUGUUUUUAGAGAGAUUCAUCUGGCAAAAAAAAAAAAAAAGUGCUCCGUUAUUCAUCCAUGAGGAAAUAUGCACAAAGAUCUAAUUGAAGUCCACCCCAAAACAUAUUUACAUUAAUGUAUCAGAAAGAUAAGUUUUGUGCUUGAUGCUUCAGUGUUUGAACAAUGUGAUGUAAACAUGUUUUCCAAAAUGAAAAUGAAAGCUAUAUAUUUUACAAUUGACAUUCCCCUUGAACUUAAUUUCAACCAUCCAGUCCUGCAAAGCGUACUCAAUCUUCAACGGUUACAUUUCAUUAGCCAGUUUUCAGUAAACAACUUUAGUAUUGUUUUUAAAGAAAUUCAUCUGGCAGAAAAAAUAAAGUUCACUGUUAUUCAUCCAUGAGGAAAAUGCCCGCAAACAACAACAUAUUGACAUUAAAUUAUCAGGAAGAUAAGUGUUGUGUUUGCUGCUUCAGAGUUUGAAGAAUGUAAUGUAAAGAUGUUUUCCUAGCUGAAAAUAAAAGCUAACCAGUGUUACAUUAAUUGACAUUCCUCUUGAACAAAGUGAAGUGAAAAAAAAAAUCAUAUUACAUUCUUCUGGGUUCAUUCCUUUAAGUUUAGGCACAAAGCAGUUGUACUUGUUAUAUUGUUGCUUUCAAAGAUAACAAUUCCAUCAAGCAUUGGUUAUGACUAUGUAUUAGGAGUGAAAUUUUUUAAAGUUUAUCUAGUUUGCUCUUACUCACAUGAGCCACAGAAAGCUGUUCUUGUAAAUUGAUGUAUAAUUAAUUAUUCCGUGGAACAUUUUUCAACCAGGUACUGUGACAUUGUACUUGUGCAUUAGUGCUGCAUACCAUUACUUUGUCAUUAUACCUUUGUACAUAGUACUUGUGUAUGAGCUGCGUUGCAAUACUGUGACAUAGUAUUUGUAUACCAGAGCUGCACACCAAUACUGUGACAUAGUAUUUGUGUACGAGAUCUGUACACCAAUACUGUGAAUUGUACAUACUUGUUUACCAGAGCUGUGUACCAUUACUAACAGAGCAUUAAUUGAUGUACUCUCAAAAGAUUUCUUUUUUGCUGUAAAUCAUUUCAAUCAUGGAUCUUUUUAUUUCUUUUCAUUUAGAUGACCAUGACAAUAAAUAAAUGCAUUAAAAAAAAUAAUCUGGCUGUGACAUUGGUAUAGGAAUAUGUUUUAGUGAUGGCACA